CUCACUUUCGCUCUUUCUUUGUUUCUCUUCUUAUCUUUUUAUCAUUAGUUAAGUCUGAUAACAAAGUUCAUUUUGUUAGUCAUAACAGUUGGGAUAUUUUACGGUGACAAUGUUACACUUGUUGCCAUCUUGGUUGGAUUCGGAUAAUCGGUUAACACUUUCUUUUUCUUCUUUGUUACCAAUCCAUUUAUUUUUGGUUGCCUCUGUUUUUAGUUUUUUUGUGAUUCGCCGUUUAAUUGAAUGGCGUCGUGUUUGUCAGUUAAUGGCCAAGAUUCCUGGUCCACCAUGUCAUUGGUUACUUGGACAUGCAAAGAUUGUCCUGGAAUUGGAUAAAGUUAAAUUUCCUUAUGGAACUUAUGUCUUGAUUUAUCAAAUGUUGACUUCAACUCCUCUCAUCUAUGGUAAAGAACGGAUUGUUAGUAUGUGGCUUGGAAUCAGGCCUUUUGUAUUUCUUUUCACACCUGAAGCUGUUGAGGUUGUUCUAAGUAGUCACUCAUUGAUUGAAAAGGCUGCUGAAUAUGACUUCUUAAAACCCUGGCUUGGUCUUGGUUUGGUUACUUCAAGUAAAAAUAAGUGGAAAUCUCGCCGCAAAUUGCUUACUCCAGCUUUUCAUUUUCGCAUUUUAAAUGAUUUCUUGCCCAUAAUCAAUGAAAAUGCCGAAAUUUUGAUAAACAAACUCAACCAGUUGACAGAUAAUCAAUCUGGACAGUCAUCUGUAAUCGAUAUCUUGGAUUAUGUUACUUUAACUACUUUGGAUGUCAUUUGUGAAACUGCUAUGGGAAUAAAAGUCAAUUGUCAAACUCAAGAAUCUGAAUAUGUCACAUGUCUUCAUCAAGUUAGUGAAUUAUUUUUGAUACGAAUCAGUCGACCCUGGUUAUGGCCAGAUUGGGCUUUUGCUAUUUCUCCCCAUGGAAGACGAUAUAAACGAUGUUUAAAUGUUAUGAAAACAUUUACCAUGAAAGUUAUAAAGCAACGUAAAGCUGAGUGGAUUGAAGCGCAUGAAAAUGGAUGCAAGUCACAGGAACAUUUGACUGAAGAUCAAGAUGUGUUGAAUGAAAAGACUCAUAAACUUGAAAAUAAGUACGAAACGAAAAGAAUGGCUUUUCUUGAUUUGUUGAUGGAACAUCAUUUGAAAAAUAAUGUUAUGACAAUUGAAGAUGUCAGAGAAGAAGUUGACACUUUCAUGUUUGCUGGUCAUGAUACAACCGCAAUGUCUAUUAGUUGGACUUUGUAUAUUCUUGGUUUGUACAAAGAUAUUCAAGAGAAAGUCAGAGACGAGAUCGAUGCGAUUUUAGAAUCAAGUUAUGACAAUUGUGAAACAAAUGGAUUCACGGUUGAACAAUUGAAACAGAUGAAAUAUUUAGAUUGUGUUCUUAAAGAGGUUCAGCGAGUUUACCCUGUUGCUCCUUUCAUUGGACGUGAAUUAUCCGAAGAUACAAUGAUAAAUGGAUAUUUAGUGCCAAAAGGAACGACAUGUGCAAUAUUUACCUAUCUUCUUCAUCGCAAUGAAGAAACAUUUCCAAAACCCGAAGAGUUUGAUCCUGAUAGAUUCUUGCCUGAGAAUUCAUCUGGCCGUCAUCCUUAUGCUUAUAUACCUUUCUCGGCUGGCCCGAGAAAUUGUAUUGGACAAAAAUUUGCUGUUAUGGAGGAGAAAGCAAUUCUGGCAAGAGUUUUGAGCCACUUCAUUAUUCACUCAGUUGACCAGCGCGACAAGCUCAUAAUCAGUGGAGAAAUGGUUUUAAGAUCUCGAAAUGGUUUGCGAAUCGUUCUUACUCGGAGAAAUAGCAAAUUAGAUACACCGAUCAAAAACAAAUACAAUAAUAAUAAUGUAAUUAAACAGUCUUGUGAUACUCUUGGAAUGGCCUCACGGAAUAUUUAAAAUGGCGAAGCUAAAUUUCAAUUUUACCAUGUUUAAGUUAAUAUGCUCUUACCUCUUUGAUUAAUCUCAACUCAAGUCAAUUUUUCAAAACACAAAAAUGAAUAUUACG
This is a messenger RNA of Tetranychus urticae (two-spotted spider mite), 1988 nucleotides long. Its product is annotated as cytochrome P450 4c3. Gene Ontology annotation, molecular function: iron ion binding; heme binding; oxidoreductase activity, acting on paired donors, with incorporation or reduction of molecular oxygen. The record is from RefSeq and is a predicted model, not a curated record. Lineage: Eukaryota; Metazoa; Arthropoda; Arachnida; Trombidiformes; Tetranychidae.